Oryza brachyantha (malo sina) is the source of this 2268-nucleotide messenger RNA. RefSeq names its product achilleol B synthase-like. Gene Ontology annotation, cellular component: lipid droplet. NCBI's taxonomy places the organism in Eukaryota, Viridiplantae, Streptophyta, Magnoliopsida, Poales, Poaceae. The record is from RefSeq and is a predicted model, not a curated record. Gene Ontology annotation, biological process: triterpenoid biosynthetic process. Gene Ontology annotation, molecular function: intramolecular transferase activity.
AUGUGGAGCCUGAAGGUUGCGGAUAGCGGAGGAGGCAGCCCGUUGCUGUGCACGGGCAAUGGCUUCCUCGGCCGGGCCGUGUGGGACUUCGACGCCGGCGGCGGCACGCCGGAGGAGCGCGCUGAGGUGGAGAGGCUGCGCCGUGAGUUCACCGCCGGCCGCCACUGGAGGAAGGAGUCGCAGGAUCUCCUCCUGCGGAUGCAGUAUGCAGAAUCAACCCGUCUUCAACCAAAUCUUUCGGCUGUCGUAGUUCAAGACAAUCAAGAUGUGACAGAAGAAACUAUAUUAUCUUCGUUGCGACAAGCUCUUAAUCAAUAUUCGACUUUGCAAGCACAUGAUGGGCAUUGGCCUGGUGACUACAGUGGCAUCCUGUUCAUUAUGCCACUCCUGAUAUUCUCCUUACAUGUUACGGGAACACUCGAAGUCAUCUUAUCAUCGGAACAUAAACGUAAGAUAUGUCGUUACAUACAUACAACAUUGAAUGAAGAUGGCGGUUGGGGGACACAGGUUCUCAGCCACAGCACCAUGUUUCGCUCAUGCCUGAACUAUGCUACACUGAAGCUCCUUGGUGAGGCCCUGGAUAGCAAUGAAGCUUUAGCCAGAGGGCGUCUGUGGAUCUUAUCUCAUGGAGGUGCAACUGCAGCACCUCAAUGGGCAAAGAUAUGGCUCUCGAUCAUUAGUGUAUACGAUUGGUCCGGAAACAAAGCAAUAAUUCCUGAAUUAUGGAUGAUGCCCUAUUUUCUUCCAAUACAUCCAGCAAGAUUUUGGUGCUUUGUUCGUAUGAUUUACAUGUCCAUGGCAUAUCUUUAUGGGAAAAAGUUUGUCGGCCCAAUCACUCCAACUAUACUGGAAUUAAGAAAGGAGUUGUACAACAUACCUAAUGAGAUUGACUGGAACAAGGCUAGAGAUUCUUGUGCCAAGGAAGACCUUCGAUAUCCUAGUUCAUGGAUACAAAAUAUUGCAUGGACAUGUUUAAACAAGUUCGUGGAACCAAUCUUUAAUGUCUGGCCACUUAAUAAGCUUAGGGAGAUAUCUCUGCGCAACCUUAUGAAACAUAUCUACUAUGAGGAUGAGAACACCAAAUAUCUCGGUUUAUGCCCAAUAAACAAGGCAUUAAAUAUGAUUUGCUGUUGGAUAGAAAACCCAAAUUCAGAUGCAUUCAAGAAACAUCUUCCAAGGAUUUAUGACUAUCUAUGGCUUGCUGAAGAUGGCAUGAAGGCACAGGUAUAUGAUGGAUGCCAGACAUGGGAGACAGCAUUUAUUGUUCAAGCCUUUUGCUCCACAGGUCUAAUUGAUGAGUUCAGUACAACUCUUGAGAAAGCCUAUGGAUUUCUUAAAAAUUCACAGGUUCUUCAUGACCUCCCUAAUAGCAAAAGUUUUUAUCGCCAUAGAUCAAAAGGUUCAUGGACUCUUUCUACAGCAGACAAUGGUUGGUCAGUUCCUGAUUGUACAGGAGAAGCACUUCAGGCACUACUACUGCUGUCAAAGAUUUCUCCUAAACUUGUUGGUGAUCCAAUAAAAGAAAAAAAUUUGUAUCAAGCUAUCGACUGCCUCCUUUCUUUUUCGAACAAAGAUGGUACUUUCUCUUCGUACGAAUGCACGAGAACAGCUUCAUGGACAGAGAUUCUGAACCCUUCGGAGAGUUUUCGGAACAUUGUGGUUGAUUAUCCACAUGUCGAGUGCACAUCUUCAGCGAUUCAAGGCCUGCUGUCAUUUAAGGAGUUAUAGCCAGGGUAUCGUGGUGAAGAAAUAGAAAAUUGUAUAAAGAAUGCUGUCAGGUUCAUUGAGAACAAACAACAAAAUGAUGGCUCAUGGUAUGGCACAUGGGGUGUAUGCUUUACCUACGGGGCAUUCUUUGCAAUAAGAGGAUUAGUUGCUGCUGGUAGAACUUAUGAGAAUUGUCAGGCUAUCAGGAAUGGAUGCAAGUUCCUAUUGUCAAAGUAGCUUAGUGCAGGUGGAUGGGGUGAACACUACAGUUCUUGUGAAAGUGAGGUCUAUGUCGAUAGUGGGAGUCCUCAUGCUGUGAAUACCUCCUGGGCAAUGUUAGCUUUAAUUUACUCUGGACAGAUUGAACGAGAUCCAACACCAUUAUAUUGUGCUGCAAAACAACUAAUCAACAUGCAACUUGAGACAGGAGAGUUCCCUCAACAGGAACAUGUUGGAUGCUUCAAUUCCUCCCUUUACUUCAAUUACCCAAACUACCGCAACUUAUUUCCUAUUUGGGCUCUCGGAGAACUCCGGCACCGACUUAUUGCAAGCAAGGACUGA